Molecule: messenger RNA, 1685 nt
Organism: Polyodon spathula (Mississippi paddlefish)
Lineage: Eukaryota; Metazoa; Chordata; Actinopteri; Acipenseriformes; Polyodontidae
Gene: polg2
Product: polymerase (DNA directed), gamma 2, accessory subunit
Exons: 9
Coding region: 268-1617 (449 amino acids)
Biological process (GO): mitochondrial DNA replication
Cellular component (GO): mitochondrion; cytoplasm
Source: RefSeq, a predicted model, not a curated record
UGCACGCCACACACAUGGUCGUGUGAAGACUGCUCCUCACUUUGCUAACUCCUAGAAGCGUGGCAUUUGCUGAAUGUAUUCUAAAGGGAAUAUUUAUUUAAAUGUUUUUGUUUCUUUCUUUUUUAAAACUAAAUGCUGUGUGUUCCGUACACCCGCUGCAGAGCAGACACCGGUAGCUCACAGACAGUGACAGGCAUCCCCAGUGUUUUGAGCAGCAUGCAAACGGAACCGGUGGAUUUAUUUUAAACCGUCAGCCUGCUAAUAACAAUGGCUACAUACUGCGUCAGGCGAUACCUCAGUCUGUUAAAAGGACGCCCUUCUCUCGGCUGGCAGAAGAGAAAGUUUGCAGACUCUGCGAGCAGCAACGAAGCCCCAGACCCCACUGCUGUUCUGAUGGAUCUGUGCCGCAGCCGGCACUUCGUCACCGGCGAGCAGGUGGAGAAGGACUCGUUGCUUGCCGGCUGGCACGGGUACGGGCCCCUGGGCGUGGCGCUCAGGAGGAACCUGGUGGAGCAGUGGUGGAGGGCAGUGACCGCGUCCCGGGGCCAGGUGUUCGGGCUCAGCACUCUGCACCAGGCUGGCUCGGGGGGGAAGAAAACGCUGACGCUGGUGGACGGGGAAGCGUUGGCCGCGGUCCUCAGAGAGAAGGGGCAGAGUGUGGAGCAACUCAUCACAGAAGUGGAGAGGCACCUGAGAGACAGCGCCACCCUGAGGACAGAGCUGCUGCAAGGUGCCCUGGAGCAGUAUGCUGACUCCUUGAGCCUGGUCAACAGGAAGCUGCCCUUCGGCCUGGCUGAGAUGGGGGUGUGCUACCAGCCAGCUGCCCCGGACAGCGAAGGCACCAUCAGAACAGGGGAGGCGAUGUUAGCCUCGCUGGUGUGGUUCAGCUCCCCCCGCACUGCCGGACAGUGGCUGGACUUCUGGGUGCGGCACAGGCUGCAGUGGUGGAGGAAGUUUGCUACAGGCCCCUCGAACUUCAGCAGCAGCGACUUUCAGGAUGAGGGGGGGACCAGAGGGACCCGGCUGUACUACAGCUUCCCCUGGGGCAGGGAGCCCAUCGAAACCCUGCAGAGCCUGGGGGACCGGGAGCUGCUGGAGACACACCGGGGCAACAGGGCUAAGCUGCAGUGUCGGGAUGGACGGAAGACUGUGAUUCCCCACGUCCUGUCCGUGAGUGGGAACAUGGACAGGGGCGUGCUGGCCUAUCUAUACGACUCCCUGCAGCAGCUGAAGAAAGUGGACAGCAAACAAAGACUGCACCAGAGAAAGGUGCUGAAGCUUCACCCAAGUCUCGCUCCAGUAAAAGUAGCUCUGGACAUGGGCAGAGGACCCACACUGGAGCUGAGACAGGUUUGUGAGGGGUUGCUGCAGGAGCUGUUGGAGGAGGACAUAGCGGUGUGGCCCGGAUACCUGGAGACCAUGCAAACCUCGCUGGAGCAGCUGCACUGCAAGUAUGAUGAGAUGGGGGUCCUGUUCACCAUCCUGCUCAGCGAUUCCACUCUGGAGAACGGCUUGAUCCAGCUGAGGAACCGAGACACCACCAUCAAGGAAGUGAUGCACGUGUCCCACGUCAAGAACUUCCUCCUCAAAUACAUCCUGGCAGCGGAAAACGUCUAAGAAGACUUUCUGUAGAUCGUGUAACUGUAAUGAUUUAAUAAAACAUGUACCUGCCUAUGUUAAACAGA